Molecule: messenger RNA, 10743 nt
Organism: Myripristis murdjan (pinecone soldierfish)
Lineage: Eukaryota; Metazoa; Chordata; Actinopteri; Holocentriformes; Holocentridae
Product: filamin-C
Exons: 50
Coding region: 1-8445 (2814 amino acids)
Biological process (GO): actin cytoskeleton organization
Molecular function (GO): actin filament binding
Source: RefSeq, a predicted model, not a curated record
AUGAUGAGCAACAACAGUUACUACGAGCAGCAGCUGCCGCCGCAGUACUACCAGGGCACCAACAACGGGGAGGAAGAGGAGGAGAUGCCGGCCACCGAGAAGGACCUGGCCGAGGAUGCUCCCUGGAAGAAGAUCCAACAGAACACCUUCACCAGGUGGUGCAACGAGCAUCUCAAGUGCAUCAACAAGCGGAUCAACGACCUGCAGAAAGACCUGAGCGACGGGCUCAAGCUGAUCGGGCUGCUGGAGGUUCUCAGCCAGAAGAAAAUGUACAGAAAGUAUCACGCCAGACCCAACUUCAGACAGAUGAAACUGGAAAAUGUGUCGGUCGCGUUGGAAUUCCUGGAGAGGGAACACAUAAAGCUGGUAUCGAUAGACUCUAAAGCCAUUGUGGACGGGAACCUGAAGCUCAUUCUGGGUCUCAUCUGGACCCUCAUCCUCCACUACUCCAUUUCUAUGCCCAUGUGGGAAGAUGAGGAUGAUGAAGAUGCCAAGAAGCUGACCCCUAAGCAGCGUCUGCUCGGCUGGAUCCAGAACAAGGUGCCCCAGCUUCCGAUCAACAACUUCCACCGUGACUGGAGGGAUGGCAAGGCCCUGGGAGCCCUGGUGGACAACUGUGCCCCGGGUCUGUGUCCGGACUGGGAGACAUGGGAUCCUAGCCAGCCGGUGGAGAAUGCCAGAGAGGCCAUGCAGCAGGCCGAUGAUUGGCUCGGGGUGCCACAGGUGAUUGCCCCCGAGGAGAUUGUCGAUCCUAAUGUGGAUGAGCAUUCUGUAAUGACCUACUUGUCCCAGUUCCCCAAAGCCAAGCUCAAGCCAGGUGCCCCGCUGCGGGCUAAGACUCUGCACCCCAAGAAGGCCAAGGCCUAUGGCCCAGGUAUUGAGCCUAAAGGCAACAUGGUGCUGAAGCCAGCUGAGUUCUUGGUUGAGACAGUGGAGGCUGGUCUGGGUGAAGUUCUGGUUUAUGUGGAAGACCCAGAGGGACACACAGAGGAGGCCAGAGUGAUCCCUAACAACGACAAGAACAGAACCUACUCUGUUGUCUACCUGCCCAAAGUGGAGGGUCUUCAUAAAGUUAAGGUGUUGUUUGCUGGGCAAGACAUCGAUAGAAGUCCCUUUUUGGUCAGUGUGUCCAAGGCCAUGGGAGACCCUAACAAGGUCCAGGCCAGAGGGCCAGGACUCGAGCCUGUGGGCAAUGUGGCAAACAAACCCACAUACUUUGACAUUUACACCGCAGGGGCGGGUGCUGGAGAUGUGGGUGUCAUCAUCGUGGAUUCCAAUGGCAGGAGGGAUACAGUGGAGAUUGUUCUCGAGAACAAGGGAGACAGUAUUUUUCGCUGCACCUAUGGGCCCGUCCUAGAAGGGCCUCAUACCAUCUAUGUGACCUUUGCUGGGCAGCAGAUACCCAGAAGCCCUUUCACUGUCCACAUCUCUGAGGCUUCACAGAGUGUGCUGCCACCCGGCUCUCCGGUGCAGAUAGUACCUCAGUCCAUACGCACCCCACCCUCAGACAAGACAAGGAGAGCCCCCCCUCCAACACCGCCCAAACCCAGGCGACCAACCUGCAACCCCAAUGCUUGCAGGGCAUCGGGGCGAGGUCUGCAGCCAAAGGGCGUCAGGGUGAAAGAAGUGGCUGAUUUCAAAGUGUACACCAAGGGAGCAGGCAGCGGAGAGCUCAAAGUCACCGUGAAGGGACCAAAGGGCCUUGAGGAGCCGGUGAAGGUGCGUGAGGUGGGAGACGGUCUGUAUGAGUGCGACUACUACCCCAUCCUGACAGGAAAAUACAACAUCGCCAUUCACUGGGGAGGACACAGCAUCCCACGCAGCCCAUUUGAGGUGGUGGUGAGCGAGGAUGCAGGUGCUCAGAAGGUGCGGGCCUGGGGUCCGGGCCUGGAGACUGGCAUGGUGGGGAAAAGUGCUGACUUUGUGGUGGAGGCCAUUGGCACGGAGGUGGGAACUCUGGGCUUCUCUAUCGAGGGUCCGUCACAGGCCAAGAUUGAGUGCGAUGACAAAGGGGACGGAUCGUGUGAUGUGCGCUACUGGCCUACAGAGCCUGGGGACUACGCUGUGCAUGUCAUCUGUGAUGACGAGGACAUCAAGGACAGUCCCUUCAUGGCUCACAUCCUCCCUGCAGCCCAUGACGUCUUCCCAGAGAAGGUGAAAUGUUACGGCCCAGGUCUGGAGCCAACGGGCUGCAUUGUCAACAAGCCUGCUGAGUUCACCAUUGAUACCCGAGGAGCCGGUAGAGGAGAACUGAAGCUUUAUGCUCAGGAUGCAGAAGGCUUCCCCAUUGACAUCCAGAUCACAGAUAAUGGAGACAGCACCUACUUCUGUGUGUACAUUCCCAGCAAACCCAUCAAACACACCAUCAUCAUCACCUGGGGCGAGGUCAACGUCCCCAACAGCCCCUUCAGGGUGACUAUUGGAGAAGGCAGCCAUCCAGAGAACGUGAAGGUUUAUGGACCGGGUGUGGAGAAGACAGGUCUAAAGGCCAAUGAGCCCACCUACUUCACUGUGGACUGCAGUGAGGCAGGCCAAGGUGAUGUCAGCAUUGGAAUCAAGUGUGCCCCUGGUGUGGUGGGUCCUGCAGAGGCAGACAUUGACUUUGACAUCAUCAAGAAUGACAAUGACACCUUCACAGUGAAGUACAUGCCCCCGGGUCCUGGACAAUACACCAUCAUGGUGCUGUUUGCCGAUCAGGAAAUUCCCAUCAGCCCUUUCAGAAUCAAGGUGGACCCUUCCCAUGAUGCAGCUAAAGUCAGGGCUGAGGGACCUGGACUCAGCAAAACAGGUGUGGAGGUGGGCAAACCAACUCACUUCACUGUGUAUACCAAGGGAGCAGGCAAGGCCAAGCCUGAGGUCCACUUCACUGGAGCAGCUAAAGGCGAAGCUGUCAGAGACUUUGAGAUCAUUGACAACCAUGACUACUCCUACACUGUCCGCUACACUGCAGUGCAACAGGGAAACAUGUCUGUCACAGUGUGUCAUGGAGGCGACCCCAUUCCCAAAAGCCCCUUCAACAUCUCUGUUGCCCCGCCACUUGACCUCAGCAAGAUCAAGGUGCAGGGGUUGAACAACAAGGUGGAUGUUGGCAAGGAUCAGGAGUUUACCAUCAACACACGUGGCGCUGGCGGCCAGGGCAAACUGGACGUGAAGAUCACUUCCCCGUCACGGCGACCAAUCCCCUGCAAGCUGGAGUCAGGCACAGCCAACGACAUACACACUGUGAAGUACAUUCCCCCCGAGGAAGGACCCUACAGAGUGGACAUCACUUACGAUGGAAACCCUGCACCGGGAAGUCCGUUCACUGUGGAGGGUGUCAUGCCUCCAGACCCUUCAAAGGUUCGUGCUUAUGGUCCUGGUCUUCAGGGUGGUGUAGUUGGUAAACCAGCGCCCUUUGCCAUCGACACCAAAGGAGCCGGCACCGGUGGGCUGGGCCUGACAGUGGAAGGGCCCUGUGAGGCCAAGAUCGAGUGCCAGGACAAUGGGGAUGGAUCCUGCUCUGUUUCCUACCUGCCUACUGAACCUGGGGAAUAUGCCAUCAACAUCCUAUUUGCUGACCAGCACAUCCCUGGAUCACCCUUUAAGGCCAUGGUGCAAUCAGUGUUUGACCCCAGUAAAGUGACAGCGAGUGGCCCUGGGCUGGAAAGAGGCAAGGUCAACGAAGCCGGCUCCUUCACAGUGGACUGCUCCAAAGCCGGGGAAGCUGAGCUCACCAUCGAGAUCAUCUCGGACUCAGGGGCCAAAGCUGAGGUGCAUGUCCAGAACAACAGUGACGGGACCUACUCCAUCACCUAUAUCCCUCAAUUCCAUGGCAUGUACACCAUCACCAUCAAAUAUGGCGGACAUGCUGUGCCUAAAUUCCCUGCCCGUGUACAAGUGGACCCUGCUGUUGAUACCAGCGGUGUAAAGGUCUAUGGACCAGGAAUUGAACCCAGAGGGGUCCUGCGAGAAGUGACCACCCAUUUCAUUGUGGAUGCCCGCGCUCACCACAAAAGUGGUGGCAGCCAUAUCAAAGUGUGUAUUGUGAAUCCUUCAGGUGCCAACACGGACGCAUACAUCACUGACAAGGGCGAUGGCACCUACAGAGUAGAGUAUACCGCCUACGAGGACGGUUUGCAUCUGAUCGAGGUGCUUUAUGAUGAGGUUGCAGUGCCCAAGAGUCCAUUCAGGGUGAUGGUGACGGAGGGCUGUGAUCCAAGUCGAGUCCGGGCCUAUGGUCCUGGUCUGGAGGAAGGGCUGGUCAACAAACCCAACCGCUUCACCGUGGAAACCAGAGGUGCUGGUACUGGAGGUCUUGGUCUGGCCAUUGAGGGCCCCUCAGAGGCCAAGAUGUCAUGCAAAGACAACAAAGAUGGCAGCUGCAGUGUGGAGUACAUCCCAUUCACUCCUGGAGAGUAUGAUGUCAACAUCACUUUUGGAGGCCUGCCUAUUCCAGGGAGUCCGUUUCGAGUCCCAGUGCGGGAGCUGGUGGAUCCCAGUAAAGUGAGGUGUUCAGGUCCAGGCUUGGGAAGUGGAGUCAGAGCCCACGUGCCCCAGACCUUCACUGUAGACAGCACCAAAGCUGGGGUGGCCCCCCUGGAGGUCCAACUCUAUGGGCCUACCGGUGUGGCUGAACCUGUCAACAUUACAGAUAAUGGUGAUGGUACACACACUGUCAACUACACCCCUUCCACUGAUGGCCCAUACACAGUGUGUGUGAAGUACGCUGACCAGGAAGUCCCUCGCAGUCCUUUUAAGAUCAAGACCUUGCCAGCUCAUGAUGCCAGUAAGGUUCGUGCCAGUGGUCCUGGCCUGAAUGCAUCUGGUGUGCCAGCUAGCCUGCCUGUUGAGUUCACCAUCGAUGCCAGGGAUGCUGGCGAGGGACUGCUCACUGUUCAGAUACUGGGUCCAGAUGGGUGCAGGCGCGAGGCCUCUGUGUUUGUGGAGGACUGGGGCAGGAGGGUGUGGGAGAGACAUAUAGUAAAGGGCACCAUCCCCUUCCGUAUUCUUAAGAAAGGCUGUGAUCCUGAGGGCAAGCCAAAGAAAGCUAACAUUCGGGACAACAGGGACGGGACGUACACAGUGUCCUAUGUACCAGACAUGACAGGACGGUACACUAUCACCAUCAAAUACGGAGGAGAUGAGAUUCCCUACUCACCCUAUCGAAUUCACGCCCUGCCCACUGGAGACGCCAGCAAGUGUCUGGUCACAGUAUCAAUUGGAGGACAUGGAUUGGGGUCCGGUCUCGGCCCCACCAUCCAGAUUGGAGAGGAGACAGUCAUCACUGUGGAUGCGAAGGCUGCUGGGAAAGGGAAAGUCACCUGCAAGGUGUCAACACCUGACGGGGCAGAGCUGGAUGUGGAUGUGGUGGAGAAUGCAGAUGGAACUUUUGACAUUUACUACACAGCACCAGAGCCAGGGAAAUAUGUCAUCACUAUCCGAUUUGGUGGAGAACACAUCCCCAAUAGCCCCUUCCAUGUGGUGGCCAGUGAUACCAUUCCUAUAAUAGAAGAACCAUGUGACAAGCUACAGUUACAGCAGCCCUACGCUCCCUAUGUGGGCUACCCCCCUCACUGGGCCACCGAGGAUCCCAUCACCCCUGUCGACGGGAUGGAACCCAUGCUCCGCCCCUUCAAUCUGGUCAUUCCUUUCACUGUACAGAAAGGAGAGAUCACAGGUGAGGUGCGAAUGCCCUCCGGUCGGACAGCUCAUCCUCACAUCACCGACAACAAGGACGGCACGGUCACCGUGAAGUACUCUCCCACCGAGAGAGGCCUGCACGAGAUGGACAUCAAAUAUGACGGCAACCACAUCCCAGGAAGUCCUCUGCAGUUCUAUGUUGAUGCCAUUAACAGUGGCCAUGUGACGGCCUACGGACCUGGUCUGAGUCACGGCAUGGUGAACAGACCCGCCACCUUCACCAUUGUUACCAAGGAUGCUGGGGAAGGUGGUCUGUCGCUGGCUGUGGAAGGUCCCUCUAAAGCAGAGAUCAGUUGUAAGGAUAACAAGGACGGGACCUGCACUGUGUCCUACCUGCCAACUGCUCCUGGAGACUACAACAUCAUAGUCAAGUUUGAUGACAAACACAUCCCCGGCAGCCCCUUCACUGCCAAGAUAACUGGUGACGACUCUAUGAGGACGUCUCAGCUCAAUGUGGGCACAGCGACAGACGUUUCUCUGAAGAUCACCGAGACAGACCUGAGCAGUCUGACGGCGACCAUCAGAGCGCCGUCCGGCAGCGAGGAGCCCUGCCUGCUCAAGAGGCUGCCCAACCGUCAUAUCGGUAUCUCAUUCACACCAAAAGAAGUGGGUGAACAUGUGGUGAGUGUGAAGAAGAACGGAAAGCAUGUGACCAACAGCCCCUUCAAGAUCAUGGUGGGCCAGUCGGAGAUCGGCGACGCCAGCAAGGUGAAGGUGUAUGGCCAGGGUCUGGUGGAGGGACACACGUUCGAGGUGGCCGAGUUCAUCGUCGACACCAGGAAUGCAGGUUACGGAGGUCUGGGCCUGUCCAUCGAGGGGCCAAGCAAAGUGGACAUCAACUGCGAGGACGUGGAGGACGGCACAUGUAAGGUCACCUACUGCCCUACCGAGCCUGGGAACUACAUCAUCAACAUCAAGUUUGCUGACCAGCAUGUCCCAGGAAGUCCAUUCACGGUGAAGGUGUUUGGUGAGGGCAGGAUGAAGGAAAGCAUCACCAGGAAGAGACAGGCUCCCUCCAUCGCUACAGUGGGCAGCACCUGUGAUCUAAACCUCAAAAUACCAGGUAACUGGUUUCAGAUGGUUUCAGCUCAGGAGCGUCUGACCCGGACGUUCACGCGCAGUAGCCACACGUACACGAGAACAGAGCGUACAGAGAUCAGUAAGACCCGUGCAGGGGAGACCAAGAGGGAGGUUCGCGUGGAGGAGAGCACCCAGGUCGGAGGAGACCCGUUCAGGGAUGUCUUUGGAGACUUCCUGGGCAGAGAGAGCCUGACUGGCUUCAGCGGGAUGCAAGCCAGCAGACAGCCACUGCAAGAGGGUGAGGGAGGGAGUCAGGAGAUGACGGCUCAGGUGACCAGCCCUGGAGGGAAGACGGAGGAUGCUGAGAUCAUCAAAGGAGAGGACAGCACCUACAGUGUCAGGUUCAUCCCCCAGGAGAUGGGACCUCACACUGUUAAUGUCAAAUAUCGUGGACAACAUGUCCCUGGCAGCCCCUUCCAGUUCACUGUAGGGCCCCUGGGAGAGGGAGGGGCACACAAGGUCCGAGCUGGGGGCACCGGCUUGGACAGAGGAGUGGCUGGGAUGCCAGCUGAGUUCAGCAUCUGGACCAGAGAGGCUGGCGCUGGUGGUUUGUCCAUUGCUGUAGAGGGGCCCAGCAAGGCAGAGAUCACCUUUGAAGACAGGAAGGAUGGAUCCUGUGGAGUGGCCUAUGUGGUUCAGGAGCCAGGUGACUAUGAGGUUUCUAUUAAGUUCAAUGAUGAACACAUCCCUGACUCUCCGUUCAUCGUCCCCAUCGCCACUUUGUCUGAUGAUGCUCGCCGCCUCACCAUCACCAGCCUACAGGAGAUGGGUCUGAAGGUGGGGCAGGAAGCCUCAUUCGCAGUGCAGCUGAAUGGAGCCAGGGGGCUGAUUGAUGCCAAGGUCCACACACCGUCUGGAGCUAUAGAGGAGUGCUACAUCACUGAGUUGGACAGUGAUCAACAUGCCAUCAGGUUUAUCCCAAGGGAGAAUGGAGUACAUUCUAUCGAUGUUCGCUUCAAUGGCAGCCACAUUCCCGGCAGCCCCUUCAAGAUCCGAGUGGGAGAACCAGGGCAGGUUGGCGAUCCAGGCAUGGUAUCUGCCUUUGGACCUGGCCUAGAGGGAGGAACCACAGGUGUACCAUCAGAGUUUAUUGUGAACACAUGUAAUGCCGGAUCAGGAGCGCUGUCUGUCACCAUCGAUGGGCCAUCGAAGGUAAAGAUGGACUGCCAGGAGUGUGCUGAAGGCUACAAGGUCACUUACACCCCUAUGGCUCCAGGGAACUAUCUCAUCUCCAUUAAAUACGGAGGACCCCAGCACAUUGUUGGCAGCCCCUUCAAGGCCAAAGUGUCAGGAGCUCGUCUAUCUGGUGGCCACAGUCUGCAUGAGACGUCAUCUGUUCUCGUGGAAACAGUCACCAAGUCAUCAGCGAUGGGUGGGGCCUUUGCUUCCCUGCCUAAAUUCUCCUCAGAUGCCAGUAAAGUAAUCUCCAGGGGCGCUGGCCUAUCAAAAGCCUUUGUAGGGCAGAAGAACAUUUUCACAGUAGAUUGCAGCAAAGCAGGCACUAAUAUGCUAAUGGUGGGCGUCCACGGGCCUAAGACCCCCUGUGAAGAGGUGUACGUCAAACACAUGGGCAACAGGAUGUACAAUGUCACAUACACCGUCAAAGAACAGGGAAAUUACAUCCUCAUUGUCAAAUGGGGGGAUGAGAAUGUCCCUGGCAGUCCCUUCCAUGUCACUGUCCCUUAAAAAAUGGACCCUUGUACACCUGUCUACUGUAGCUCCAGAGCCUCCUGCCCUCCCACAUGCACUAAAGAUGCAAAGACUGUUUUUGCCCAUUCAAGGGGACAGAACUGAGUAUUCAUGCCUGGUGCCAAAUCUCUCAUUGAUGCCUUCCUCUUUGACACCACUCCUGGUGACCUGCACUGACAGCAGUUGCAAAUUCAAUGGAAAACAGGUAAAGGAGGGUAAACUAUGAUCUCCAUUUAGUGGGCAUCCCUACCACUAAGGUGACAAUUACACUCUUAUCAAUAAUACUCAGAAAAACAUUAGUUUUUAUUGCUUCAAGCAUCCUAUCUUCAUAUAACCUACACCAGUUUUAUGCUACUUAUGAUGUACACUAUGAAUUUUAUCAUAAAAAAAGACUAUAAACACAAAUAAAAAUGUGGAUAAGCUGAUUUGAGGUUGGUUUAACCUUCCUCUACAUCCUGGUUAUAUACUGCACAAAUACAAUCCAUUGUGUCCACAUGCCAUCUUAUCAACCACCACACCCAUUUGUUGACAUUACUGACAGCCAGGUGACAGCAAUGCUCACAAACCUUUGUGUCAAAAUCCAUACAAAAAUGUUUCUAUGGUGGUAUGCCGUGGUCCCACAUUCUUUUAUAGUCCCCUACACAUCAUUUAACAGAGUGUCAACUGAUAUAUAAGUUACAUAUCAACAAGAAGUUCUUAGCAAGCUACACCCACAUGGUUAGGGUUAGGGUUCCAGCUGGGUGAGGGCUUUCUUGGAGACGCCCACAGGAUUUAAGUUGGGGUUAGGGUUAGGACAUCUCUUGGACAAGCCCACAGGGUAAAGGUUAGGGUUCCAGCUGGAUGAAGACUUUUGUGGACAUGCCUAUAGGGCUAAUGUUAGAAUUCUGGCUGGUUGAGCGCUUUCUUGGACAUACCCACAGGGUUAAGGUUAGGGUUCCAGCUGGGUUAGGACUUUCGUGAAUAUGCUUGCAGAGUUGAGGUUCGAGUUCCGGUUAGGUGAGGGCUUUUGUGGACAUGCCCAAGGGGUUAAUGUUAGGUUUCUGGUUGGUUGAGGGCUUUCUUGGACAUGCCCACAGGGUUAUGGUUAGGGUCAUUGUUGAGUGAGUAGGGAAUGGGCAUCAAGUCAGCAAACUGAAUGGCCAAUCACAGCACUGCUUUGUGUAACUUGCCCAGGACUGUGGUGGGAUAUAUACAAACAUGUUGUUGAAAUAUAGUUUAUGGCUAAUUGAUAUGCUACUGAACUAUUGUUGAUAUUUAACUUAUAUAUCAGUUGACAUUAUGUUGCAUAUCUAUUGGGGACUAUCCAAAGAAAGUGAUUAUUACGCCUCAUUUGUCCUUGGUGUGUGCUGUUGUUACGCCAUGCAAAGGUAACUUCCUUGUAGAGGCAAUGGAUGCUUAUGGUUUGAAGUUUGAAGAUCACAAACAAGCCUAAUUUCCGUUCACAACGCUAAUCUUUUAGGGUGUACAAAUUUUGGCAAACCACCAGUAUCGUUGAACUGUCUUGACUUAGACCAGCUUUGUCAGCCAUGUAUGGAUCUAGAUGUCCAUUUAAACCAAUCUUUUGUGAUGUCACUGUCAUGCAUGUCAGCAAGCACUUUUGUACUUUUUUGCAAAUACUGUGGAUUGCAAAUCUUUUGUGUAAUUUUCCUCAGAUUCUCCUUUCCUGUUAUUUUUCCCCAUUAAUUUAUGCAUUAAUGUUUCAGCACAAGAUUGUACAAAGAGGAAACAGAACUGAAAUUGAUGGUUAAAUCUAUGUGUAUGGUGAUAAUUUCACAGUAUGCAGAUAUACUGGCACCCUUUACUGCAACUUGGUUGUUUGGAAAUGUCCCACAAUACUGCAGAAGGCUAAACGGCUAACCAAGGAUGUGGACAAGCUGUGCUGUGACUGUUUCAUGGGGGGAGAAAAAACUAUGCUUUUAACUUUAUUUAUUCAGACCUUCCUUUGUUUUCUUUGACAGAAAAUGGUCUUAUUGUUCAUUAUGAGUUGAUUUUUUUUCCUUCUAUAUUGUGCCAUUUGCUGACCUGGCAUCUGCUGCCGUGGACAAAGAGCUAUUGAUGGGCUGAGAUUUUUUACUAAAGGAAGAAAGUGCGGUGUGGCAAUCGAUUCUUUUGUGAAUGUUGAAUGAAAAACACAGCUGUUACAGUGAAACAAUAUUAUAGAGUGAUAUUUUAUAGUGAUUUUGUAUGUAUCAAAAAUGGAUGAAAGAAAUAAAAUUCUUAAUUGUUUGAUAUAUUAACCUUCAAUUUGGCAAGAUUGUGCAGGCAUAAUAAAAAUUUAUUUGCUAACUUGCCAGA